UAUCUUUAUUCCGCAAACUCCAAAACCUUCCAGAUUCCCAUUAAAGUUUAAUUAUGGAAAUCACCUAAAUGAAAUGGAUUUCAUUAAUUAACUUCUUCAUUUUUGGGUGUUAGGAUGAAAUAGAACACGUGCACAAAACUGGCAAACACACGCGCAAGGCUGUAAUUCCGCUGCGUAAUUACGCACGGUCAUCUGUGGGUAGUCUCUGCCCAAUGUGAGCUCAAACAAUUUCCAAAGAGAAGCAGAUUGAAACAGUAGCCCAUUUUAAAAGUAGGGCCAGUCGUCCCUACUUACUCUAAAGCAUCUUUUGACGUCAUACGCGCGCACUGUUGUGAUAUAAGUGCGCGAAAAGCGGGUUUCAAGUUUCCGUCUCGCUUCAUCAAGGACAGGAUGCUGAGCAGGUAUGCCACAGAAGACGAGAAACCACAUUUUCAUUUAUAGGUCAUGUAUUUUGAGAGUGCGCCCGCGGCGCGCCGCGUGCGUAAUGGAGAGAUUUGCCUCUGAACUGAGCAGUUAAGGCAGAAUACAGAGAGAGUCUAAGCUCUUUGUCUGAGUGUAACUGAGGAAAACUGAUCAUUUCCUCAAAUCUUCGUUCCUCUGCGCGCGCCCAUGCCAGCUCCGAACAUCUCUCCAAGUCCAUGGAUGAAAAGACCCAGCGGCCGGUAGGAUGGUUGUUGUGGGAGCGAGUAACGGAACUUUCGGCAGCGGCAACAUGAGGUCGUCCUUCAUGAUCGACGACAAAGUGGGUGACGGAGCUCUGAGAGGCUCCACCAACACCAUGAUCUCUGAGGCUCUCGCGCCCCGGCUGCUGAAGAUUGCGCAGGGCGCCGCAGAGGCUGCAGCAGCAGCGGCAGCAGCCACUUCUCCGUCCACCUCCAGUCAGCCACAGGUCAUGGAGACGAACGGGACGCGCUGCGGCGAGCUGAUCCUGAGCUACGGCCGGGUGGAGAAGGUCCUGAUCGGCGGAGUCCUCACCAUGCUCACGCUCUCCACCAUCUGCGGGAACCUGCUGGUGGUCAUCUCCGUGUGCUUCGUGAAGAAGCUGCGCCAGCCGUCCAACUACCUGAUCGUGUCUCUGGCCGUGGCGGACCUGUCGGUGGCUCUGGCCGUGAUGCCGUUCGUGAGCAUCACGGACCUGAUCGGCGGGCAGUGGAUCUUUGGACAGUUCUUCUGUAACGUUUUCAUCGCCAUGGAUGUGAUGUGCUGCACCGCGUCCAUCAUGUCUCUGUGCGUAAUCAGCAUUGACAGGUAUCUGGGGAUCACAAAGCCGCUGACGUACCCCGUCCGUCAAAACGGCUGCUGCAUGGCCAAGAUGGUCCUGUCGGUGUGGCUGCUCUCCGCCUCCAUCACCCUCCCCCCUCUGUUCGGCUGGGCCCAGAACGUCAACGACGGCAGAGUGUGCCUCAUCAGCCAGGACUUUGGCUACACCGUCUACUCCACGGCCGUGGCGUUCUACAUCCCCAUGUCGGUGAUGCUGAUCAUGUACUACCGGAUCUUCCGAGCGGCCAAACUCAGCGCGGCCAAACACACCAUCACCGGGUUCCCCAGGACGGGGGACUCCCGGGCCGCGGCGCCCCAUCGAGAGGGACGGGGAGGACACAAAGCUCAUCAGCUGUCGGAGUCGGGAGAAACGGGAAGUGUGGAGGGGACGGAGGCUGAGCCGGAGGAGGACCUGGAGGAGGAGGAGGAGGAGAGCUUGGACUGUGUGGCGGCGGCGCUGAAGCUCCAGCGGGAGGUGGAGGAGGAGUGCAGCACCAGAGUGUCCCGCCUGCUGAAGAGCGGCGAGCAUCACCAGCGGCGGAAGAGGAAAAACCAGUCCAUCUUCAAGCGGGAGCAGAAGGCGGCGGCCACGCUGGGCAUCGUGGUGGGCGCCUUCACCUUCUGCUGGCUGCCGUUCUUCCUGGUGUCCACGGCGCGGCCGUUCAUCUGCGGCGUGGAGUGCAGCUGCGUGCCGCUCUGGCUGGAGAGGACGCUGCUGUGGCUCGGUUACGCCAACUCCCUCAUCAACCCGUUCAUUUACGCCUUUUUCAACCGGGAUCUGAGGACCACCUACAGCAACCUGCUGCGCUGCCGCUACAGGAACAUUAACCGGAAGCUGUCGGCCGCCGGCAUGCACGAGGCUCUGAAGCUGGUGGAGAAGCCCGACGCUGAAGCGUGAAGCUAACGAUGGAAGAAAAAAACUGCUGAUUAUUUUCCUGAACAGCGAGAAGAUGCGUUCAAAUAUGUACAGAUAUGGUCACCUCGCGCGUUCGGAUCUACUUUUGGCACCAACGGUUCAGUCACUGCUCACAUCCUGAGGAAACUUUGCCAAGAAAACGAAACAUUUCAAAUUCUUCACCUUCACAGCCGCUUCUUUUUAGUUUUCAUUAUUCAAUUCCGUGCCAAGUGAAAAGAAACAUUUCUGAUGCUGCUUCAACUCACAGAACAUUUCUUGAGUGGAACUCCAACAAAAGAAAAAACAACCUGUAAAGAAUGACGUGCAUUUCAGUGUUUUUGCCGUUUUGUAACACUUGUUAACAUCUUUAUAUCUAUAGCCUUUCAUUGUGCAGAAAGAGAUGAAGAUUCGCCUCAAAGAAUAGACACUUUUUUUGUUUAAAAUAUUAUUUAUGAAUAUUUUUUUAUGACUGGAGGCUGGCGGAUGAACAAAACCAAACUUUUAGGUAAAGCUGAACACUUUUUGAAUGUCGUUUUUGCUCUGAUUGGACUUCUGCUACUUAUGUUUCAGCGUCUGAGUUCUAAGAAUGAUCCAUCGUCUGAUCACUUUUUAGCGACUCCAUGUUGCUUUGCCUUUAACCCUUUGACUCCUGAGGCGUCGCCCGUGACGCUUAAACACAAAAUCUUUAACUUUUCAACCGUUGACACGAUAAUUAGAGUAGAUUUCGAGGGAUAAAAGCAACAUUUUGUAGGCUAUUUAAGUUUAGCUAAUAUUUCAGCUACAUGCUAACUGUUUUGGCUAAUUGUGCUUUUUCUUUCCGGAUUUUUUGGAGUUUAGCUAAUAUUUUGGCA
Messenger RNA from Oryzias melastigma (Indian medaka), 3006 nucleotides. RefSeq names its product 5-hydroxytryptamine receptor 7. Gene Ontology annotation, cellular component: membrane. Bases 668 to 2158 code for a protein of 496 amino acids. Gene Ontology annotation, biological process: chemical synaptic transmission; vasoconstriction; circadian rhythm. Gene Ontology annotation, molecular function: G protein-coupled serotonin receptor activity. Lineage: Eukaryota; Metazoa; Chordata; Actinopteri; Beloniformes; Adrianichthyidae. The transcript has 2 exons. The record is from RefSeq and is a predicted model, not a curated record.